Messenger RNA from Gadus macrocephalus (Pacific cod), 1285 nucleotides. It is a transcript of the gene med4, whose product is annotated as mediator complex subunit 4. The record is from RefSeq and is a predicted model, not a curated record. Gene Ontology annotation, biological process: regulation of transcription by RNA polymerase II. Gene Ontology annotation, cellular component: core mediator complex; mediator complex. NCBI's taxonomy places the organism in Eukaryota, Metazoa, Chordata, Actinopteri, Gadiformes, Gadidae. Bases 89 to 841 code for a protein of 250 amino acids. The transcript has 7 exons. Gene Ontology annotation, molecular function: transcription coregulator activity.
GCACAGAGUUUAAUUUACCGAUGACUGGUUUUCCUUUCAUCGCACGCAGAUUUCCUGACAUGCGUAGAAGUGAAAAUAAUAUUUGACAAUGGCUGAAAAGGCAACUAAAGAGCGGUUAUUGUCUGUUUUGGAUGAUUUGGAAGUUUUAUCCAGGGAGCUGAUAGAAAUGCUGGCCUUAUCCAGAAGCCAGAAACUCCCGCAAGCAGGCGAGGAUACACAGAUCCUAGAUCUGCUGGUCCAGAGGGACAGGGAGUUGCAGGAGCUGAUGGAGGUGGGCAGGGAGCAGGGCCGGGUCCAGGAGGAGAUGCUCCUCCUGGAGAAAGAGGUGGAGAAGAGAGACAGCGACAUCCAACAACUCCAGAAACAGCUGAAGGAGGCAGAACACAUCCUGGCCACAGCUGUCUAUCAAGCAAAGGAGAAACUGAAAUCUAUUGACAAAGCCAAGAAGGGGAGCAUCUCAUCGGAGGAACUCAUCAAGUACGCUCACCGGAUCAGUGCCAGCAACGCUGUGUGCGCUCCGCUCAACUGGCUCCCAGGCGAUCCUCGCAGGCCAUAUCCAACAGACAUGGAGAUGCGUAGUGGACUGCUGGGUCACAUGGCUAACCUGCCGACCAAUGGCGUGAACGGACAUCUGCCAGGUGACGCACUGGCUGCUGGGAGAUUGCCAGACGUCUUGACCCCCCAGUACCCCUGGCAGUCUUCUGACGUUUCCGUGGGGAUGCUGCCCCCUCACCAUGGCAACGACUUUGGUCUGGAGCCGCCCGGUCAUAACAAGGAGAACGAGGAUGAGGUGGAGGCCAUGUCAACGGACUCUUCCAGCAGCAGCAGUGACUCUGACUGAGAGAGAGAGAGGGAGAGGGAGGGAGAGAGGGAGAGGAGAGAAUCUGUGUAUGUGUGUGUGUCGAAGUGUUUCCUUUAACCUACAGUCUCAAUCUGUUUUCUCCACAGCUGACCACAUUUAAAUGAUCUAUUCAACUGAUUGCCUAAUUUCUGUCCAAAUCCCCUCAGAAACCAUCUACCUUCACUCCAGCUGUUUUAAGUGUGUAUCUGUGAAUUAUUCAUCCCUCCCAAAUUGCAAACGGAUCCAGAUACAAAUCUCCUAUUGGUACACCUUUGUUAGUGUCUGUUUUACUAAAUGGGUCUGGUGUGAAAUGUGAAACUGUAAUUCAGUACAGCAGUAUACGCAGUUCAUGGCUUGAAGAAACAAACCAAAGUUUUGAUUUGAUUUUCUUCAAAUGUAUAUAGGUAUGUACAUACUCACCUUGUAAAUAAACAUUUGAAUAUG